CUCCGAUUCGGGCUAACUUCUGACGAAUUAACAUCAAUUCAUUCACUUGUCAUUUCAAACCUCUAGGAAUAGGAAGAAUUUACCGUGAAGCUUCAUACACCUAGACUUAUUUUUUAUUCAUCUUAUUUUCAUCCGGCGGUUUUUCUACCCUUCUACAUCGUCCAUACGCAGUAUUAUUUUCACCCUAACAGUAUAACUCGCCAGUUACAUUAAAUCCACCCCACUAUCACUAAUAUUUUCCUUUCGACUUUGUGACGUCGUACCAGAGGGGCAUCAACGCUCAAGAGCAAGGAGUUUGCUCUUUUCUUUUUCAUGGCCAUGGACGCCAUACUCCAAGGCAAUACCAGCAGUGAAGGCUGGAUCGUGCAAAAAUUCGGGGGUACAAGCGUCGGGAAAUUUCCAGAUUCGAUUGCAGAAGACAUUGUUCGAGCAAGCUUGAGUUCGAAUAAGAUCGCUGUCGUCUGCUCUGCCAGAAGCUCUGGCAAGAAAGUAUCUGGCACCACCAGUCGCCUGUUGGAGGUAUACAAACACUUGCGUGCCAUAUCAGCAGCCACGAGCAAUGAUGUCACACAGACUGAGUUCGUCGACGCAGCCAAGCUCGUCGUCCAAGACAUCUGCAAUGAACACGUCUUGGCAGUACAGACCUUCGUGAAGAACCCUGACCUACAAAGAGCUCUCACCUCGGACAUCAAAGAUGACUGCCAAGAACUAAUAGACUACAUCAUUGCCGCCAAGCGAUUUAAUCUAGAGGUCAAUGCUAGAUCCAAGGACCGGGUUGUCAGCUUUGGCGAGAAGCUGAGCUGCAGGUUCAUGGCCUACCUAUUGAAAGACAGGCAUGUUGAUGCGGAGUAUGUAGACAUGUCUGAUGUUAUGCAUUAUGACAGCUCCGAUCGAUUAACUCCGGCUUUCUACAAAGAUGCGGCGGCCAUCUUCCGGAAGAGGAUACAAGCCUGCAAUGACAGAGUACCCGUUGUCACAGGCUUCUUUGGCAACGUCCCUGGUAGCUUGAUGGAUGGAGACAUAGGUCGAGGAUACACCGACUUAUGCGCGGCAUUGGUUGCAGUAGGACUCAAGGCUCAAGAGCUGCAGAUAUGGAAGGAGGUGGAUGGUAUCUUCACGGCAGAUCCCACAAAAGUUCCCACAGCAAGAUUAUUAGCCUCCAUCACGCCAUCCGAAGCAGCAGAACUUACCUUCUAUGGUUCUGAAGUCAUCCAUCACCUGACUAUGGAUCAAGUCAUCAAGGCCGAUCCGCCGAUACCUAUUCGCAUCAAGAAUGUGAAUAAUCCUCGUGGUAAUGGUACCAUUGUCGUUCCAGACCCCGUACAUUCCCCCACACAGCAGAUCAAGAGAUCCCGGCCGUCGGAAACAUCAUUACAAAAACACCCAAAGAGACCCACUGCCGUUACCAUUAAGAAUAACAUCACUGUCAUCAACGUCCACUCGAACAAGCGCUCCAUAUCUCAUGGAUUCUUCGCCAAAGUGUUUUCGAUCCUCAACAGCCAUAGGAUAUCAGUCGACCUGAUCUCUACGAGUGAGGUCCACGUAUCCAUGGCCAUCCACUCCAGCAGCCCAUCCGUUCGUCACUUCGAAAAAGCCAAGGCAGAACUGGAAGAAUGCGGCGACGUGAGCAUAUUGCUGGACAUGGCGAUUCUGAGCUUGGUGGGUGCAGAGAUGAAGAAUAUGAUCGGUAUUGCCGGCCGUAUGUUCUCCACGCUGGGAGAACAUAACGUUAAUAUUGAGAUGAUAUCCCAGGGUGCGAGCGAGAUCAACAUAUCGUGCGUCAUCGAUGCGAGAGAAGCCACCAGGGCCAUGAACAUAUUACACACGAACCUAUUCACUUUCCUUGAAUAGUGGUGUAAUAUUUCCGCGCAAAGUCGUUUAUACCGCCAUGUAGGGGCAGCUUAGUUACCUACAAAUAUUAGGAGUAUCAUGGAUGGAUAAGUAGAGAUUUAGGUUCAACUCCUACCAGGCCUGUCGCGCCCUCUACUUAUUUCACCCCUUCUCCUACCUAGCUACAAACAUGUAGUUAGUGUAUAUCUCUCGACACGGGCUUGAUGUAAUAGUGAACCUGUCCAACCAGAGCUUUACUAGGGGGUUUAAAAAACACAAGGUUUCAUAGAUCUCUUUGCAUAGAAUUGUGAGCUAGGAUACAACGCAUAAUGCAAUUUGGCGUUUCGCUAGGCAUAUGAUUCCGAAGCAAUGGCUUGAAGCUAUCAGUCUCUGUUUGCGCGAUUUCGUGAGAAUGAAGUGGAUUGUAGCCGUGGAUGUUUUAAAACAGUAGUGCGAUAACCCCUUUUAUCCAUAUUUUGUUGGAUGAAUAUGACUUAGGUAGAUAAUCCAUCAAAUUGUUUCUCACUUAGCCAUGAAGGUGUAAUUGACAAUAUAGCGCACCCGUCCCUCAAGUAAUGUGGUAAGGUUUUGCCAACCUGGGUAGGUGUGAGGCUUGAAUCUGGGUGUUGAUUCGUUGAUUUUCGAAAG
Messenger RNA from Annulohypoxylon truncatum, 2478 nucleotides. RefSeq names its product aspartate kinase. Lineage: Eukaryota; Fungi; Ascomycota; Sordariomycetes; Xylariales; Hypoxylaceae. Gene Ontology annotation, molecular function: aspartate kinase activity. The record is from RefSeq and is a predicted model, not a curated record. The coding region runs from base 313 to 1851 and encodes 512 amino acids. The transcript has 6 exons.